Molecule: messenger RNA, 826 nt
Organism: Actinia tenebrosa (Australian red waratah sea anemone)
Lineage: Eukaryota; Metazoa; Cnidaria; Anthozoa; Actiniaria; Actiniidae
Product: large ribosomal subunit protein eL32-like
Biological process (GO): translation
Cellular component (GO): ribosome; cytosolic large ribosomal subunit
Molecular function (GO): structural constituent of ribosome
Source: RefSeq, a predicted model, not a curated record
CAAGUCUUGAAGAAAAACCUUUAACCCUUUGUAUUUGUCAUAUUAACACAGCCAAAAUGGUUAUGCCAGUGAAUAAACCUAAGAUUCUCAAAAAGAGAACGAAGCGAUUCAUCAGGCAUCAGUCUGAUCGCUACAAGCGUGUUGGGGAAAGCUGGCGCAAACCCAAAGGUAUUGACAACAGGGUUCGACGUAGGUUUAAGGGCCAAUAUUUGAUGCCAAGUAUUGGUUAUGGUAGUAACCGCAAAACAAGACACUUGAUGCCUGAUGGUUUUAAGAAGUUUGUUGUGCACAAUCUCAAGGUAAAUUAAAAUUUCAAAAAUGCAAGGUUCCAAAUAAUAGCUGGUCAAUAGACAAUGUCUGCCAAAAUACCUUUUGGGCUGGUCACAUUGUACCUGGUCAUGUCUGGCCAUUGAGCAGCUAUUAGCUUUAACUAUGAAAUGUAGGAUUUACUUUGAGGAACUGUUGUUUUUAAUUGUAUUUGUGAAAAUUGUGAAUAAUAAUGUAGAUUAUUACAUAGACUAUUUGCAUGGAUGCUCUUAUUAUAUGUGAUGCACCCUAAGUCGAUUCCUUUGUUGUACUGCAUCAUUAUGAGGCAUGGGGUGUAUUUCAUGAUUAGUAUGUUUGUGCGUAGUGUCUAAAAUUAGUUCACAGAUCAUGAAAAUUUACUGUGUAUCUUGUAUAGUUUAGUUUCGUUUCUAUACAUUGUUUAAUCAUACCUUCUCAACAAAAGCACCACAUUUUAACUGAAGCCUAAGUUCCUAUGAACUGUGGACAAGUAAUGGGAAUGUUGGCCGUCAAGAGAAGGAGAAUAAUGCAGUUUCUGUGG